UUCAGAAUAACAAGGCAGUUCGCUAAUACCCGUCUAUUGGGAUUUUCUCUGAUACACAGAGAGGUAAAAAGCAAGCAAGGCAGCCAAACACAUUGCACAGUCCAAGUUCCGCAACCCAGCAUGGCUUCGGGAGACCUUUACGAGGUGGACAGAAUAGUAGACAAACGAAAGAACAAAAAAGGCAAAUGGGAGUAUCUGAUCCGGUGGAAGGGUUACGGCAGCAACGAGGACACUUGGGAACCGGAGCACCACCUGCAGCACUGCGAGGAGUUCAUCCACCAGUUUAACUCUCUGCACAGCCAUAAGGACCGGCACUCCAGGCCGGGCCGGCAGAGCAACAGUGCCCACCCCCCCUGCCGGACAGGAGGCAGCGAGGCCGCCCGGGCCCGGGGCGAGCCGCGCAGGAGGAAAAGGACUAGUGCUGCAGGCUCACAGAAGCAGAGGCGGGGGAGCAGCGGCAGCAAAGCCACUGCAAAUAAGGUGACCAGGACUGUGACCUACAGGAACACACAGAGCGGACUGCAAUUCAUGCCUGUCAGGAAGCCACACAAUGGAUUACAAAAUGGGAACUUGGACCCCCUGCCUUAUGGAAAUACCACCAGAGCACACAAAAUCCCAUCUGACAGCGUGGACCAAAUGCUGGAGGAGCUGAACGUGAGCAAGACUCCCCUUGUGAAUGAAUUGGGGUCUACGCUGUCGAACGGGGAGAUUAAUUUGCACAGCUCAAUGAAACGAAAGCUGGUGGAGGAGAAAGGCUAUGUGUUUGACAAGAGACUGAGGUACAGCGUUCGGCAGAAUGAGAGCAACUGUCGCUUUCGGGACAUUGUGGUCAGGAAAGAAGAUGGCUUCACACACGUUCUGCUAUCAAGCCAAACGUCAGACAACAAUGCAUUAACGCCAGAGAUAAUGAAGGAGGUGAGCCGAGCCCUGGGCAUCGCAGCAGCAGAUGACAGCAAGCUUCUGCUCCUGAGCGCCGUGGGCAGUGUUUUCUGCAGCGGGGUGGACCCCUCCUACCUCAUUGGCCGCCUGUCCACUGACCGCCGCAAAGAGAGCAGCAGGAUCGCUGAGGCCAUACGGGACUUUGUGAAGGCAUUCAUUCAUUUCAAGAAGCCCAUCGUGGUGGCAAUUAAUGGGCCAGCUCUGGGGCUGGGAGCCUCCAUCCUUCCUCUUUGUGACAUUGUGUGGGCCAGUGAGAAGGCCUGGUUCCAGACGCCGUCCGCCACCAUCCGUCUCACCCCCACCGGCUGCUCCUCCUACACCUUCCCUCAGAUACUGGGCGUGGCCCUGGCUAACGAGAUGCUUCUCUGCGGGAGGAAGCUGACAGCACAGGAAGCCUGCUGUCGGGGAUUAGUGUCCCAGGUCUUCUGGCCAACCACCUUCAGCCAGGAAGUACUGCUCCGUGUGAAGGAAAUGGCCAGCUGCAGCGCUGUGGUUCUGGAAGAGUCCAAAUACCUGGUCCGCAGCUUCCUGAAGUCACUGCUGGAGGAGGUGAACGAGAAAGAGUGUCAGAUGCUGAAACAAAUGUGGAGCUCCACCAAGUUCCUGGAAUCCCUCUUCACCUACCUGCAGGAAAAGGUUUACGAUGUCUGACCCCUGAUCCCCCCCAUCACCAACCCCACCUCACGACCCGACAGCAGGGUGAGUCACAUGAAGUCUGGUCCAGGCCCUUCAAUGCCCUGACGGAACAUUGCCUAGACCUGAGUGUUCUGUUCCAGCACUCCUCACUCACUUGUGUGAACACCUCCUCUUCUGGGAAAUUACCAUGGGUAUACUGACAGGCAGCACUGGAUCACCUGCAGCAGCGAAUGGUGCCGCCCUCCUGUGCCAGCAAUGAGCAGUACCUGAGGCAGGGCUUGGGAGCUCACGCCUGGAUGGCUAGCAUGACACAGGUGCACCAGAAAGGGUCACCCUGGUACUGACAUUUCUGGGCUAGAUGCCCCAGCCUGGUGCUCCCCUCC
This is a messenger RNA of Megalops cyprinoides (Indo-Pacific tarpon), 1958 nucleotides long. RefSeq names its product chromodomain Y-like protein 2. The transcript has 7 exons. Lineage: Eukaryota; Metazoa; Chordata; Actinopteri; Elopiformes; Megalopidae. The coding region runs from base 121 to 1590 and encodes 489 amino acids. Gene Ontology annotation, molecular function: transcription corepressor activity. The record is from RefSeq and is a predicted model, not a curated record. Gene Ontology annotation, cellular component: nucleus.